Molecule: messenger RNA, 1393 nt
Organism: Parathielavia appendiculata
Lineage: Eukaryota; Fungi; Ascomycota; Sordariomycetes; Sordariales; Chaetomiaceae
Exons: 3
Coding region: 364-1005 (213 amino acids)
Source: RefSeq, a predicted model, not a curated record
GUUAUACUACUCUUAUAUCGAGGGUUCCUUGGUCCGCCUACUCAAACGCGGUUCAUAAAAUGUCCGUACUGCACAGGAUGUGCCGUUGCUGACCGCGCCUUGCCAGGGUGAGCCAUUCGGCUUUUGUGGUUCAUUUCGGAAAAAAGGCGAGACACGCAGUCGAUAAUAACAAGGCAUGUGGUGUUGUACGGUGUUCGUGCGGAAGGAGGGUAGCACGGAAAGACGUUGGAAGAGUCUGAGACCGAGAUCCUGCGGUGCAAGGGGAGCAGGGGUGGUACACGUGGGGACGGCGAUGGUCAAUGAUGCGGAUCCGCGUACUUAUCGAGAGCAUCUUUGGAAUGCGUCGUCUGGUGUGGUGUCGGCAUGGAACCGAAGCUUCGGGCUCCAAGAUCCUUCGUCAGUCGCUGGUUAAACGCUGUGGCGUGGCCUGGGCGAGAACCGAGCUGGUGUUGGAAUGACUCCGGAAAGUUCCCGGCAGGCAGUUGCAUCUGGUCAGCGCCUUCAAGCACCGACACUGUGAUGGUCGUCAACCAGUGGCACAGCAACCCCAGACAAGGUUCAGCCGGCAUGGAUGAAGAUGGGCGAGGUGACGGCACAGCUGCUCAAAAGGGACGUUCCUCUCGGAGAGUUGGAGAUAAAUCGCCAGUUCAAGACGCCCCGUGGGUCCAAUCCCGCAGAUGGUCGCAACCAUAUGAGCGAGUCCAGACCCCCGGACACUCUCACCUUGGUCAGCUCGGUCACUGCUCCGGCCCAGCGUGUUCAGCGCAACUUGGCGGCUCGGGGAGGUGGCAUUCCUCCGUAUUUAACCUUGUUGAUCUUUGGGCGUCAAUCCGGGUGUUCUUCGGUGGGGCCCCGGCUGGUGGCUUGGCUGGGGAGCUGCGGCAUCGAGGGAGCCAUGCUGGGAAUGGUUUAGCAGAGGGUAAAGCCAGCGGACAUGGUCGUGGGGCGCGACGCCUCCAUCACGUCGGAUUGACGAUGCAUGUCCCGGCAUGCGAGGGAAACUGAAAAAGGCUUAGGGCGGGGACACAGGGAGCUGCCUGUGUAACCCAAGUUUUCACACCUCAGCCCGAUGAUGAACUGUAUCCGUAAGUGAAUCGCGUCAAGCCAUUCGUUAUUAGACCAGUUGGCGUACUAGUGUGUACUCAGUAGCGUUAUGGCUUGCGGUUCGGCGUGCGGGAUACCGCGGGAUCUUAGAAGUGUCUCUCAGGGUUGGCGCUGACUCGAAGCCACCCGAGGCAAACAUUCGCUCGGAAACUCUUGCCGGCGCCCAGAUGCAUCUCGAUGGCUGCCCUUUCAGGAAGGGUCGGCGACCUGCCAGGCGUUGGGUGCCCGAUAGCUGCAUGAAGAUCCCCAUCGAGGCAUCGAAGGGGCGGGGAGGGGGGGGGGGGGGGGG